UGAUUGUCGAUUGGUUUUAUUGUAAAGGGUUUUACAUGUAUUUGGAGACAUCAGUGUAUCCUGUUGUGUCAGGACAUAAGGCCCGGAUCAUGUCCCCCGUCUUCAACACAACAUCUAACAAUUGCCUAGAGUUCUGGUACAAUAUGAACGGUCGUCAUUCUGAGACACUAAAAGUUUAUAUCAAGGAUCCUAAAGCACCACUGGGCUCACCAGAAUGGACGAUGUCUGGGGAUCAUGGCGACAGAUGGUAUCGUGCAACGGUGUCUGUCAAUCCUGCACUGAAGUCUUUUAUUGCUGUAUUUGAGGCAGUGAGAGGUGAAGGAGAAUAUGGUGACAUUGCUCUUGAUGACGUCUAUGUCCACGCGGGGGCAUGUCCUGAGAUUCCAACACCGGCACCACCUCUGCCAAGGACUGACGUAAGCUGCACUUUUGAGGUAGACAUGUGCAAUUACACACAGGGUAUAGGCGACAAAUUUGACUGGGCUUUGUACAAUGGUGAUGGAUACCGAAGCUACGUUCUACCACGUGUAGACCAUACAAAAGGCACCGACAAAGGAGCAUUUGUUCAUAUCAAUCCGUUGUACUCUAACUCCAUCGGAGAUGACGCUAGACUCGUUAGUCCAUUGAUAAAGAUGAAUACGGACACCAUUUGUUUAAGAUUUUUCUUUUAUAUCAACCACUGGUCCGUGGACAAGUUUGCCAUAUACUUAGUACUAGAAGGAGAAAGCAAGCCGUUGGAUCCAUUCUGGGCUAUUUACAAUCAAAGAUCGUCAACAUGGCAAAAGCAGGAUUUGGAGAUAUAUCCACAAGAUUCAAAUUUCUAUAUAAUGUUUGUAGGAACGAAAGGGUCAUCAACUUAUCCGAAUAUCGCCCUAGAUGACAUCACAACGACGAAUGGACCAUGCAAAGUCAUUACACCGACUCCAGGUUUGCCCAACGCCGAUUGCGACUUUGAGAAAAAUUUGACAUUAUGCGGCUAUGAACAGGACACUACAGAUAAUUUUGAUUGGAUUUGGCACCAAGGUUCGACAGGAUCGAAAAAUACUGGACCUGUAAAUGACCACACUAUCGGUGAUUCCACAGGUCACUACAUAUAUAUAGAAACAUCCGACCCACGGCGUCCAAGUCAAAGGGCAAAAAUUACAUCCCAGACAAUUGCCGGCCGUGAUGAGCCUAUCUGCCUUAACUUCUGGUACCAUAUGAAAGGCGACCAUGUAGGAACGCUGAAUGUAUACAAAUUAUAUACAGGUAGCUAUAGACGGUCAAUUUGGAGCAAGAGGGGCAACCAAGGAAAGAAUUGGAAAAAAGCAAUGGUUUUGAUCAAUCAAGACUACGAAGGAAGUGGAACAUACGAUAUUGUGGACCUCAGUUUUAAGAUUAUUUUUGAAGCCAUUGUUGGUAAUGGCCAUGAGGGAGACAUUGCUCUAGAUGACAUCACAUUUGAAGUCGGACCAUGCAAAUCAGAAGAGAGUGAAGAGAAGGCAAUUCCAAAGUCAUGUGACUUCGAGUCCGGUGCUGAGGACUGUGGAAUAUAUCAAUAUAUCGGAGAUGAAUUUGAUUGGCUACUUAUAAAUAAAUCAGAUGCUAGUAAAUAUAAAAAAUAUAAAAAAUAUUUGAAAAAUCAUGGCUCGAUCAUGGCACUGGAUUUAGACGGCAAGAAAGCACAUGCAAGAGCCAUCCUAAGAGGAACCAUCGUGGUGAAACCAAACACCCAGUAUUGUAUGUCUCUAGACUAUAUAGCUACUGGCGAUGUUACUCAACGGAUUAAUAUUUUAAUGUUGAAAACUAAGACUAAUUACUAUGGAUCAAUUGUAACCAAGCCACUAAAGAGCAUAUCCGGACAUAAGGACGAUGAAUGGAAAACAGCGUAUAUCAAUAUAAAUCCAAAAGAAAACAAUGUAACGUAUUUGAUUGAGGGUGUUGCUGGAGCAACGGAUCAAGGACGAAUAGCAAUUGAUAAUAUCAUCGUUAACGAAAAGCCAUGUAAUGAAACAAAACAAGAGAAAAGGCAGAUGGAUGAGCCCGCAAGUUUUGGCACGGGUAUAGGUAUAGGCUUUCUUAUUUGUGUACUAGUACUUGUGUGUCUUCUGAUCGCUGUCUAUGCAUUUCACAAUAGAAGGCGAGGAUUACCACGGUACACGAAAGAAUUGAACACCAAUGCUAUCUUUAAAGGUGGAGACCAUGACCCAGAUGUUAACUUCAGCUAAUGACGUGGAAUUAUGUUGACAGCACUUAAUUAUUAUUUUAAUCAUUUCUGGAGAAAAGAAAACGAAUAUUUUUUAAACAACGCAGAUUUUAAAUAUUUCAUUUGAGUGGGAUCCUUUGAUUGUUCAUACUGAUUCGAUAAGAAUGAUGAAAAUGUAAUCGUGAGCAGAUAUUCAUUUUGCUAAUCCUGUUUCAAUUUCUUAUCCCUGCGAUUUUUGUGUGGUACGGCGCCUAUUAGUCAGGCAUGCACUCCGCCGACGGUGGUCGACCGAUGCAACUCCGGGAUUAAGCGCGCGCAACUGAUUAUUUUCAAUAACAAUCUGCUCAGACUUGCCACCGAAAAUCAGCAGACGGCUUCGCGUAGUCAAGCUCUCCAAGAAAGCGAAGAUGUAUUCGUCUGCCGACGGUCGUACGACCAUCAUACGGCGCAGUGUAUGCCCGGUUUUAGACUAGUUUAUAUUGAAUCACCCGGUUUAUCACGUGAACACAUGGAAUAACCACAUUGAAAUAGUCAAUAUGAUAAAUAAACUCAUAUAUUAGACUUCAACUGAUAUUUUGCCCACAGAGGGCGUGAAUGACGUCGUGAAUAAUUUACACAGUCUAAGUAUAGCCUAAUAGUUGCCUCAGAAGCAUGGAUUUUGUCGUCACCUGUAUUAUAGGAGGAACAUUCGGACCCAUGGGGACACAUGGUCCAUAGUACAAAUCGUCCCACACAUGAUUAGAAUAUGAUAUUAUGAUCUGAAUGAAACAGAAUAUAUUUUUGAAGGUUUUAUUACCAUUGGACUCAGGAGCGACUCAUGUCUGGACCAUUUUAUCCAUAAUUAAAUCUGUAAUCGUUUAGGCCUCAAUGUUUUAAGUACAGGCCUACAGUUUAGAUGCUGUGUAUUUUUUUCUUAUGUUAAUUCAUUUAAGUGCCUUCGCAUGGCUUAUGGUAAGGAGCUCCUUAUGUAAUAAAUGAAUCACUAAAUAAAAUAAUGAUACCUAAGCUAUAUAAUGGUCGUUUGUGUUAUGUUGCAUUUGUGCUGAAUUAACUUUGUUGAUCUUCAUAAAAGUUUUCUUUUAUAAAAAAAAAAAAAAAAAAAAAAAAAAAAAAAAAAAAAAAAAAACCCAUAAGGGAAACCAUAUUAGACAUAAAAACGGCCGAUAUGACAAUGGUCUCGUUGCUGAUGUUGACAUUAUGAAAUACAAUCUUUAAAAUGAAUUAGUUUAAAUUUAUGACGACCGAAUUUGAAAAAGGAUUGUUUUGAGUAAGUUAUUUGCUUUAAUAUAUUCCUAAUCUUUGGAGACGUAUCGUGGACUGUCAAAUCUGUAUUUGGAUUGUGCCGUAUUGGAUAUUAGGAUUAAAAUAUUAAAUGGUUUUUACAAUAGUAUAAUAAAUUAAAUCGGUCGAUAGUAUAUAGAUAGGAUGGGACACAUUUUAGAUCUGAAAUACAAAUUGUUAAUUGGUUAAACCAUUUUAAUUUGAAAUAUAAACGUGGUACUAUGUAUUGUAUAAUCAAAUAAUUGUAGGAACAGGUCACUAAUAAAGGAACAAUGAUGUAGA
This is a messenger RNA of Anneissia japonica, 3748 nucleotides long. Its product is annotated as MAM and LDL-receptor class A domain-containing protein 2-like. The record is from RefSeq and is a predicted model, not a curated record. The transcript has 11 exons. Bases 36 to 2207 code for a protein of 723 amino acids. NCBI's taxonomy places the organism in Eukaryota, Metazoa, Echinodermata, Crinoidea, Comatulida, Comatulidae. Gene Ontology annotation, cellular component: membrane.